Molecule: messenger RNA, 996 nt
Organism: Trichosurus vulpecula (common brushtail)
Lineage: Eukaryota; Metazoa; Chordata; Mammalia; Diprotodontia; Phalangeridae
Gene: ARL2
Product: ADP ribosylation factor like GTPase 2
Exons: 5
Coding region: 57-611 (184 amino acids)
Biological process (GO): protein folding
Cellular component (GO): cytoplasm; microtubule cytoskeleton
Molecular function (GO): GTPase activity; GTP binding
Source: RefSeq, a predicted model, not a curated record
GGGGAGCGGGGUCCCGGACCAGGAAGGUGCAGCGGCGGGGAGGGGAGGCUGGGACCAUGGGGCUCCUAACCAUCCUGAAGAAGAUGAAGCAGAAGGAGCGGGAGCUGCGGCUCCUCAUGCUCGGUCUGGACAACGCGGGGAAGACCACCAUCCUGAAGAAGUUCAACGGCGAGGACGUGGACACCAUCUCGCCCACCCUGGGCUUCAACAUCAAGACCCUGGAGCACCGAGGGUUCAAGCUGAAUAUCUGGGACGUGGGUGGCCAGAAGUCCCUGCGCUCUUAUUGGAGGAACUACUUUGAGAGCACGGAUGGCCUCAUCUGGGUGGUGGACAGCGCUGACCAGCAGCGCAUGCAGGACUGCCGGCGGGAGCUGGAGAGCCUCCUGGUGGAGGAGCGUCUGGCCGGAGCCACUCUCUUGAUCUUUGCCAACAAGCAGGACCUCCCUGGGGCUCUGUCCUCCAAUGACAUUCGGGAGAUCCUGGAGUUAAACACCAUCCGCAGCCACCACUGGUGCAUCCAGGGCUGCAGCGCAGUGACAGGAGAGAACCUGCUUUUGGGGGUUGACUGGCUCCUGGAUGACAUCUCCAGCCGCAUCUUCACUUCAGAAUGACCCCCUGCCCUGGGCUGCCAGCUCCUGGACUGACCCCUUGACCCGGCGGAAGGGCAACCCCUCCAUGCAUCCCUGGCCCCCCGAAGACCAUCCUUCUCUGGCCCGGAGCCCUCUGGGGAGCCAGGACUGGAGAGGGACGGAAGCCCAUGGGACCCCAACUAACGCCUCCUUCCCCGUGUCCUAACCACAUGCUGCUUGCGCUAACAGGAGAGACCCUGCUGCUCUGGGAGCGCCCUCCUCCCUGGGGAGGAGCGGCCCUGUCCCCUACCCCUGGCCCUCCUGCAGCGCUUUGUGGAUUGGUGGGGGUGCAGGAAGAACUGUACCCCGGCUCUCCAGGGCCCCUUCCUCUGCUCAGCCAUCAGAAUAAAAGUCCUCUGUGCCCCUG